Molecule: messenger RNA, 1110 nt
Organism: Guillardia theta CCMP2712
Lineage: Eukaryota; Cryptophyceae; Pyrenomonadales; Geminigeraceae
Exons: 5
Coding region: 1-1110 (369 amino acids)
Molecular function (GO): protein binding
Source: RefSeq, a predicted model, not a curated record
AUGACGUCGCAAGCAGCGUCACAGCGAGGAGAAGGAGGAGGGGGAGGCAUUUCCUGGCUCAGCACCAACGAUGUGGUGAACCUGGUAGGGAAUCUUUUCCGAGCAGACGAGGAGGACAGAAAAAGGCUAAGGACAAGGGCGAUCAUGAAGGCAGCGGUAGACGGAGAGUUCUUGUUGAGAAUCCUCAACGACGAGGACAUGGUGAUGUACGAGCUUCUUCUGACCAGACUGCAAGCGAGGAGGUUGAGAACGGAGCUGGAGAGGAUGACCGGAAGGGAGCCAGGCACCUUCCCCUCCCCUCCUGACGCUCAUCGACUCACCCCAGACUCCCAUGCGAUGCAGAUCCUACGGGACAGGGUGGCUGUGCUGGAGAGGAUAGUGUCUUCCUCCCCAGCGACGUCCCUCUUUGAUUUGACCAGUGAGAGUGGGAGGAGAGCAGAAGCGCACCAAGACAUCCCUCGCAUGCAGACGCUCUCAGCCGAUACCGAGAAGUUCCAGUCUCUGACUUUCAGACAAACAAAGUCACGGGAGGAGGAGGAGGAGGAGGAGGAGGAGGAGGAGCGAGCAAGCGACACAGUGAGGGUGACGGGGAUGGUGGGGGUUUCAGUGAAUGGCAAGGAGGAGUAUGACUCCCUGGACGAAUUCUCCUCUCCUCCUCGUCUGCUCCCGCGGAAGGAAGCGAGACCUGGCAAGGAUGACUCGAAGGCAGUUGCACCAUACAAGGAGGCCGGAUGCAGGAGAAGGGCGAGAGACGAGGAGGAGGAGGAGGAGGAGGAACACAACUUCUCGCUGUGGGCGAUAGCUGGUUGGGACGGAUUCAAAAUUCAGGCUACGGUGGAGGUGUUGAGCGGGCGGGAGAGGGUAUGGCGGGAGGGGCCGCCGCUUCCGCAUCCUCUCAGGGGACACGCGACUGUUGCGUAUAAGGAUCACAUCCUUGUCAUCGGAGGCUGGGACGGAAGCCGUCACCGCAAAGAGGUGUUCUGCUUGCACGCCAAGAGCUGCUUGCCGCCAUCAAGCGACCAGUGGAAACGAUUGCCAGACCUGCUGGAUCCCGUCUGCCAGGUGGAGGAGGAGAGGAGGACUGGGGAGGGGUUUGAGGGAGAGGAUUGA